Messenger RNA from Arachis stenosperma, 1202 nucleotides. RefSeq names its product cold-regulated protein 27. The transcript is spliced from 5 exons. NCBI's taxonomy places the organism in Eukaryota, Viridiplantae, Streptophyta, Magnoliopsida, Fabales, Fabaceae. The coding region runs from base 152 to 919 and encodes 255 amino acids. Gene Ontology annotation, biological process: regulation of circadian rhythm; response to cold. The record is from RefSeq and is a predicted model, not a curated record.
CUUUUCUUUUCUAUUCUCUCACCAACACCGCCUCUUUUCUUCUCCUUCUUCUUACUUUCUUUCUCUUCCUUUUCUUCUUCAUAUUCGUAUUCAUGUUAUUAUUCAUUCUCUUCUUUUCUUCACACCGCAUGAUUUCAGUUUCCAUCGUCAGAUGAACAAUAAUAAUCAUUUCAACGCAAGAGGAGUAGAUCUUCUAACUCGGGCGAGUUCACCCACCGAGUCAUCAUCACGCCACCACCACCCUAUGCAUAUGCAGGAAGGUGUUAGGGCAACAGAAACAAUGAAGACAACAGAGUGGACAGAUGAGAAACACAGCAUGUAUCUGAAAUCAAUAGAAGCAUCUUUUGUUAAUCAGUUAUAUGAUUCUAAGCACAUUCCAAGAAAACCACCUUCUAACCAUAAUCCUCCUUCCACUUCUGGCCAGUUCAAGGUUCUUCAACGUGGAUGCUGGCAAAAGAUAAAUUUUGAGAGGGAGAAUCCACAUUUGAUUAGGAAUAACAACAAUAAUAAUCAUCAUCAAUGCCAUGAUUUAACAUCAAAUCCAUGGAUUCAGCACUACAGAUGUCAAAGCAAACAGAGAGGUGCAGUUCCAUCCCUUCAAGAAAGUGUUACUUCAACAAACAAAGUUGUUGAUUUAAUCCAUCAAAGGAAGAAUCAUGGAGAUUCCUCUGUUAUACCAAGGCAGCAGCACCUUCAUUUGUCUCAUCAUAUCUGCCAUGAAGACAUGCUUUCUAGUGAUACAGAGGUGUCAGAUCAGAACUUUGUUGAUGAACAAGUGGAAGAGGAAAAGGAAAUCAAAAGAAACAAAGUCAAGAGGCAGAGAGCUUCAACAAUUGAUGAAAAAGGCAAUGAUCAGAUGGUUCCAAACAAAUCUUCUUCUACAGGUGGUGGUGCCAAGAAUUGGUUUCAUGCUACUUAGAACAUGAAGAAUUUUUUAUCUCAGAAACUAUGAGAGUAUUUAUUUUGUAAGAGGCUGUAACAAAAUUUCUAAUGGCAAUGCAUGAUCUUAUUCUUAGGAAGCAGAGAAAAUUUGAGGUCUUUGUAACCAUAAUUUCGAAGAUAAAAUGUUUCAUAUGUAUGUAUAUGUGUAUGCAUGCUUUAGUUUUGGAGGAGAUGGUUUGUUAGCUUUUGUAAAUAGAGCCUUUAAUAACUUCUGUAUUUUUUUUGUGUUUAUUAAUAUUUAUGAUUGUGGUUACUGGUUA